GGCUGGUGGCGGCUGAGGCGCUGCAGCCAUGGUGAAGGAGGAGUGCAAGGUACUGCUGGACGCGCUCAACAAGGUGGCCGCCUGCUACCGCCACAUGGUGCUGACCAUCGGGGGCACGGCGGACUCGCAGAACCUGCGGGAGGAGCUGAGGAAAACCCGGCAGAAAGCCCAGGAGCUGGCGGUGGCCAACAGGAACAAGCUGACGGGCGUGCUGAAGGACAAGACGGUGAGCAAGGAGGACAAGGCGGAGUUUGAGAGGCUGUGGGUCAUCUUCUCCACCUGCAUGGAGAUCCUGGAGGUCGACAUGCGGCGGGCCCUAGAGCUGGGCCACGAGUUCCCCCUCAAUGUCCCCAAGAAGCACCUGAUCCAGACGGGGAUGAGCGGGGGCACGUCGGGGGUGGCCGCCCGCGCCAUGAGCGUCCAGAACAUGAAGUACGAGGCUGAGCACAACAUCGACGUGGUGGAUUUGAAAGACCUAGAAAAGGAGAUCAACCAGAUGGGGGAGAUGAUGUACGAGAUGGAGAUGAAGGUGAACGUCCCCCACUGGACAGUAGAAGCUAAGCAGGACCCUGGGGCUGAACUGAAAUCCACCGUGAGCAUGGGCGCCUCCUCCAUGGGCAUGAUCUCUGUGGAGGAGAACAAAUCCUUCUGUGAUAUCAGCAAGGUUUUGGCAGGCGUGAUUUUCUCUGCGGUGCUCAUCAUUGCUAUCGUCCUGGCGGUGUGUGUAGUAAAACUCUCCUAAGAUGGCCUCGCUGCUCACUGGUGGGUUUUUUUUUGUGUGUGGCACAGUUUGUUUCGGGAAGGUCUCCUGGAAAAGCUGAGAACUGAAAUUGUGACUUUAACACACACGCACACCUGAAAAACCUUUUGGGUCGCAUAUUGAUGUUGCGUACCUAGGGUUUGUGCACUUCUUUUAGCUUUAAAGGGGGAUAAGGCUGUAGAUCAGCCUGCAGUAUAAGACUUGUUCUCUGGGCUGGUCAUGGUUAACAGGACGGAGCCCCAGGGUAUUAUUGGUACUGGCUAUAAGAGGGAUUUGUCUGCUAUUAAUAGAUGAUGAUUCCCAGUAGCCUGAAUUUCUUGUUCUUCAAUAGGUUCUGAUGUCUGUGGCUGGUCCCAUGUUUACAACAUCUGGGGAACAUCCCAGAAAUUGGGGAUUAGGGUGUACGUAUAUAGGGCAGUAUUGAUGGAGUGAUUUUUUUUUCCUUUUUUUUUUUUUCCUUCCCUCCCAAAACGCACAGGUUUUCUGCCACAAAAAGAAAUGAGUAAAUCCUAGUAAGAAGAUGUAAACUAUCUAUUUUUUACCUUAAUCUUUAGUGGUUUAAGUCUAGGAGACUGUGCAAACAAUGUUUGAUACCAAAUACUGUCAGUAGGUUGGCACUGCUCCUACAGAAUCCAGUUGCACUUCUUGGUCUAGCAUACAUUAAUAACCACUGUAGUAAUUCCAGAACUGCAGAAAAGGAUGGAGAGCAAUUUCUGCAGAGAGAUUAACAGACUUCAUCCUUCUCUCCUAAAUGCUUUUUUUUUUUUUUUUUCUUGCAGGAAAGCUUCUUGCCACUUUCUCAAAUCUUUUUUUUGCACUAGCUACCAAAUGUAAAAUUCGGUAUUUCCCUGAAGUCAGACAGCAGGGGACUUUUUAUUUAUUUAUUUUUAUUACAUUGCAGUAAACUAACAAAGUUAAACCUAACAUUCCAGUUUGCCUGCCUCAGAUCCUGUAGCACUAAUAGAGGUCUAAUCUCACGUUGAUGGGCAGGGAUUGUGUAGCUCUCAUUUGUGGUAAGAAGAUUUAUACAUGUAUAUACAGGACUAAAGGAAAAUGGAACAGCAGGGCUCAGUCCUCCAUUUCUUCCUUGCCUGACUUCAGGUCCCUCUGAAAUGAGUGGCCACUGCCCAGUUGACUCCAGAGUUGGUAAAAGUGAGUGGAUACCCCUAUAGGGUGGAGGUGGGGAGGUAAGAGUGGAAAAACAAAAUGUGAAAAUUGACUUUGACUUCUUUUUAACUGCUUAUGCUUUCACUUCUGAGAGUGCACUUAAAAUCUUGGAAGACAAUUCCUGUGUGAUCUUGCACCAAAAGCAUACAUCACUUUAUAUUUUAUAUUAAUUUUAUGUAUGUAUUUGUAUUUUUAAAAAAUCAAAAACAGAAGGGAUUUGAAGGCAAACCCAUUCUGACCCAAGUGAAAAUCUUUGGGCAUGCCAUGAAGUGCCACAGAUGUGCAUGGCACUUGACAGACAAGUCCUUGUGCUAUAAGGUUAACAAUGCAAAUGAUUUAUGGCUCCCUUGUAUUAAAGAUGAAAUAAUUAAAAAUUUGCCAAGUGUAGUCAGAUCUGUGGAGAGCAGUAAAAUAUUGUGAAGUAAAUAAUAAGUUCAGUUUGGCACCAUGCUUUUAAAUUUUUGUGAAUCCUAUGAAUGAAAUGUAUUAUGAAAACUACAAAUAACUUUGUCUGAAAAAUAAAACUUUUAUCUUUUUUUUUAAACCUGAGGAUUACUAGAGAUGAUCUUGAAAAUUAGUUGUCAUGUAUGUCACAUAAUAGGGACAUGGAUGGAUUUGGCUCAAUGUUACCAUGCACUUUGCACAUGGAUCCAGCUUAGACUAUCUUUUGGUGGGGAGGGUGAAAUUGCAGCUACACAGUUUGUUUGGGGGGGGUUGUUUUUUUGUUUGGUGUGUUUUUGUUUUUUAAUUAAA
Molecule: messenger RNA, 2680 nt
Organism: Alligator sinensis (Chinese alligator)
Lineage: Eukaryota; Metazoa; Chordata; Crocodylia; Alligatoridae
Gene: RGS9BP
Product: regulator of G protein signaling 9 binding protein
Exons: 1
Coding region: 29-742 (237 amino acids)
Biological process (GO): detection of light stimulus involved in visual perception; G protein-coupled receptor signaling pathway
Cellular component (GO): neuron projection; photoreceptor outer segment
Source: RefSeq, a predicted model, not a curated record